Molecule: messenger RNA, 2082 nt
Organism: Pisolithus orientalis
Lineage: Eukaryota; Fungi; Basidiomycota; Agaricomycetes; Boletales; Pisolithaceae
Exons: 7
Coding region: 38-1771 (577 amino acids)
Source: RefSeq, a predicted model, not a curated record
CCUGCCUCAAGCAAGCCGACUUUCCCUCGUCACGCCGAUGGGUCCGGUACCAGGUAGAGAAGCCUUGGAGGCUAUGAAACGAACUGAUAUUCAGAAAUUAUGCAAAGAUUAUGGUGUAAAGGCGAACCUCAAGACAGAGGCACUCAUCGAUCUUCUUCUGGACGCUUCGAGACCGCAACCCUCCCGCUCCAACCCACCGCAACCUCCAGAACGGUCUACUUCCAGGAUUUCCAGUCACUCGGGGAUCCGCCGUGGUUCGUUGAUCAUCCACGGCGCUGGAAAUGAUAUCAUAGAGGAAGGCACUUCAAGUCCUGUGGAGGAAGUCAAGCCGCCGCCGCCGCCUUCCCCUCGACAACUUCCUCGCACACGGAAAGCUAAGGAAUCGCAGUACCGGCUCGGAGUCGGCCGUCCAGUAGUAGCCGGUGGAAGUGGAGCUCGUUCCAUCACGAAAUCAGUCAGCGUGUCGCGAAAAUCGAAAAGGGGUAAGAGCAGUACAUCCGUAAAGCCGUCAGAAGCAACCAUCACAGAAGGUAAUGCGACAGCAAUUUUAUGCAGAUAUGCCAACAAAGAUGAUUCUGGUGUGACUACAAAUGGUGGUCUGCAAUCGGAACCGGUCGUUUCGAAUGAACUUGUGCAGUCUGCAGUCGCAAAAGCCCUUGCUCCCGUCCAAAAAGAACUCGAACUUCAGAAGACUCAGUUGUCCGAACUCAAGGAUAAAGUGUCCGGCAUGAUCGCCUCCUUCGAAAUUCGCAUUCGUGACCUCACAUCCGAAAUACGUGACCUUCGUGCAAAGGCGGUGGGUGCGACCGCAGACACACGGGAUGCUGGCCCAUCUGCGCGAAUUCCUCAGCCCCCCUCAACGCCAAAACGCGUUUGGACCCCUCAUCGGUCGUACUUUGCUUUCGGUGAAAAGGGUGGUCCUUCAGAGCUUUUGAGCGAUUCCUCUGAUCGCGGUGCGCAUGCGCACUCUGAAGCGGGAUCUGGUCUCAAUGUGAAACCCGCUCAAAGUGGUGUUCUUCUCCCGGGGUUCGCACAAUCGACACUCGGGAAGCGUGCCCGGGACUCGACUUCAGAGGAAGACGCGGAAUUACGUGGGCCUGCGGGCUCCGCUGAAACCGAGCUCGAGAUCCGCAUUGGUCGCUCCGCAUCAAAACGCGCGAAAUCACAUACAGAUGACAGUGAAGAUGUGCGAACUACACAGCAGAGACAGUCCCAACCCCUUUCCUGUAUAGGAGAAAUCGAUGAAGUUCCCGAGCUUGAACCUGCGAUUAAAUCCCUUCCAGAACUCUCCUGUGGACCUUCAUCGCCGCCUCCCACGAAUGUGCCAGCCGCGAGCUCCGACCAGUCCGACAGCCAGAACGCGUUUCAUUUUAACUUUCUUCCUACUACAUCCACACCAACUUAUGCCGCAUUUCCGCUUUCAAUGGGAAUGUUCCCACUUCCAGAACGCCCUAUAUCACCUUCCCCUGCAAGCAAUGCGGAACGGGGUCAAGUGGAGGGCUUUGGAUCUUCCACCGUUCCACAGGCGAGUUCGCGAUCAAGUAGUGGGCGAGGUGUUUCGGGAGACUCUCAGAUGUAUACAGAAGCGAGUGGAUCUGGGGGUGUUCGAAGAGUGCCGUCAAGCAAUGAGACUUCGGCAACCGACCCGGAGACCCCUGCACCGCCGGCCAAACGCACCAUGUAUGGCACAGAGUUGGAGGCUGAUACGCGAUUCGGUGACUUUGGCGUAGAGGGCGUUGCGUCUGGUUUUUGGGCUAAAAGCAGAUUUUGACAGAUGUAGGAUUACCAGUGUACUCUAAUUAGUGUAGACCCAGCGUACGUGUGCCUGCGUACUUCCGUAGAUCCACACUCUUCGCUUCUACUGAUAAGGUUUUCUGUGUCUUUUAUGUAAUUCAUAACAAACAGCAUUUUUGUCAUCUGAAGGAAAGUUUUCUCGAAACGAGCCUUCCACUCUCCAAAUCGGAAGUCCGCAUAUCUGACCCUCUAUUACAGAGAAUGGAGCAAUUCCCUGCAGCGGAUGGGACUAAAUACUUACCACAUCUGAUCAACUUUGGAGGUUCAGCAGCUUCUGUUGGAAAUAUG